AUGAGGCUCACCGCAGACCUCAUUCGGGAUUCCCUUUCCUAUCUCAACCCUCUCAAGGAGCGUGAGCUUGACCUUCGAGGACACCGCAUUCCCGCCAUCGAGAACCUGGGUGCCGCCGGGCCUCACGACUCAAUCGACUUUACCGAUAACGACAUACAAGUGCUUGGCAACUUCCCCCUAUCACCGCGCAUAACGACGCUGCUGCUGGCGCGCAACCGGGUUGCCAGCAUCCAACCGACGAUUGCCAAGUCGAUCCCGAACCUGAAGAACCUGGUGCUCGCGUCAAACAAUGUCGCGGAGCUGGCAGACCUGGAUGUCUUGGGGAAGAUGUCCCGUCUGACGCACCUGGUACUGGCCGAUAACCCCGUCACCAAGAGAGAGAACUACCGCUACUGGAUCGUUUGGAAAUGCCCAUCCGUGCGCUUCCUCGAUUACCAAAAGGUCAAGGAAGCAGAGCGCGAAAGAGGGCGCGAGCUGUUCGGCACCGAGGAGGAGCCGACCGCGCUCGCCGCCAAGAUCAUGGGUAGAAAGACCAAGUUUGACGCGGCGGCCAAUGGCGAUGCGGAGCCACGCUCGAAGCUCUCAAGGAUAAAAUUGACCGACGACGAGAAGAAGAGGCUACAGGAGCGGAUCAAGAAGGCGACCAGCUUGCAGGAAAUCAUCGCGCUGGAGAAGGAGUUGAACGAAGGGCGCGUGCCGGCUGGCGUUCUCGGAGAUCCCAUGGAGGAGUAA
This is a messenger RNA of Cordyceps fumosorosea ARSEF 2679, 732 nucleotides long. RefSeq names its product U2 small nuclear ribonucleoprotein A'. Gene Ontology annotation, cellular component: U2 snRNP. Gene Ontology annotation, biological process: mRNA splicing, via spliceosome. The record is from RefSeq and is a predicted model, not a curated record. The coding region runs from base 1 to 732 and encodes 243 amino acids. Gene Ontology annotation, molecular function: U2 snRNA binding; protein binding. The transcript has 5 exons. NCBI's taxonomy places the organism in Eukaryota, Fungi, Ascomycota, Sordariomycetes, Hypocreales, Cordycipitaceae.